Molecule: messenger RNA, 4273 nt
Organism: Crotalus tigris (Tiger rattlesnake)
Lineage: Eukaryota; Metazoa; Chordata; Lepidosauria; Squamata; Viperidae
Gene: WASHC5
Product: WASH complex subunit 5
Exons: 30
Coding region: 374-3958 (1194 amino acids)
Biological process (GO): actin filament polymerization; endosome fission; endosome organization
Cellular component (GO): endosome; WASH complex
Source: RefSeq, a predicted model, not a curated record
AGAUGAAGGGAAGCUCGCCCGGCCCUGCCUUGUCUUGAUGGCCAUCUGGAGCCUAGCCUCGGUUUCCGGCCAGGUUUUUCUCUUUGCUGGCUGUUUUUCGGCUUGCACUCAACUUUGCACUUAUUCUGACGACCUGCGUGCACCCUGGGAGUCCUGACCUGACCCGCGGGUCUCCCUCCGGUCUGAAAAGGGGAGCGAAAGAGAAAGAAGGCUCCAUCCAUCUCUUCUCUUCCUCUCAGCAGGAGGACGGCCGACGAGGAGAAAGUAAGUCCGGAAUGUUAAUGGAAGAAUUGCGAAGGAUUUUUCUUCGGAUAAUUUUGACAACUAUAUAGAUCUGCACUGAAAAACUACCGUAGCUUUCUUCCUCUUCGCCAUGUUGGACUUCUUAGCAGAAAAUAAUCUUUGUGGACAAGCCAUUCUUCGGAUUGUGUCUUGUGGCAAUGCUAUCAUUGCUGAAUUGCUGAGACUGUCGGAGUUUGUCCCGUCUGUAUUCCGCCUCAAAGACAAAGCCGAUCAACAAAAAUAUGGAGAUAUCAUAUUUGAUUUCAGCUACUUCAAAGGGACCGAAUUAUGUGAAGGGAAGCUAGAAGCCAAGCCUGAACUGCAAGAUUUAGAUGAUGAAUUUCGUGAAAACAACAUAGAAAUCUUGACCAGAUUUUAUUUGGCUUUCCAAAGUGUUCAUAAAUAUAUUGUUGAUUUAAACAGAUACUUGGAUGAUCUCAAUGAAGGGAUUUACAUUCAGCAAACUUUGGAAACAGUGCUGCUGAAUGAGGAUGGAAAACAACUAUUGUGUGAAGCCCUUUAUUUGUAUGGUGUCAUGCUCCUUGUCAUUGAUCAGAAAAUUGAAGGCGAAGUUCGAGAGAGAAUGCUUGUUUCCUAUUAUCGAUACAGUGCUGCUCGCUCUGCUGACUCCAAUAUGGAUGAUAUAUGUAAGCUGCUUCGGAGCACGGGGUAUUCAAGUCAGCCCGGAGCGAAAAGGCCCGCAAACUAUCCUGAGAGUUAUUUCAGCAGGGUGCCCAUCAACAAAAUAUUCAUCAGCAUGGUGAUUGGCCGCUUGAGGUCAGAUGAUAUCUAUAACCAGGUUUCUGCAUAUCCACUGCCAGAGCAUCGCAGCACAGCUCUGGCGACGCAGGCAGCCAUGUUGUAUGUGACGCUUUACUUCGAUCCCUCCAUCCUUCACACCCAACAAGCAAAGAUGAGAGAAAUAGUAGAUAAAUAUUUUCCAGACAACUGGGUUAUUAGCAUUUACAUGGGAAUAUCAGUCAAUCUGGGAGAAGCCUGGGAGCCAUACAAGGCUGCCAAAACAGCGCUGAACUACACACUGGAUCUUUCCAAUGUUAAGGAGCAGGCCAGCCGAGCUGCCGCUGUCACUGAGCGUGUUUACACCCAAGUGCAACAAUUUCUUAAAGAAGGUUGUUUAAGAGAAGAGAUGGUGCUUGACAACAUCCCAAAACUGCUGAACUGCUUAAGAGACUGCAACGUGGCCAUCCGCUGGCUGAUGCUUCAUGCUGCAGACUUGGCUUAUGAUCCAAAUAACAAGCGCCUCCGCCAGAUAAAAGACCAAGUUCUCACUGACUCCAGAUUCAAGCCCAAGAUCCUUUUCCAGCUCCUCCUGGAUACAGCCCAGUUUGAAUUCAUUUUGAAAGAGAUGUUCAAACAAAUGUUGUCAGAAAAGCAAACGAAGUGGGAGAGCUACAAGACAGAAGGAUCAGAAAGAAUGGCUGAAUUGGCAGAUGUCUUUUCAGGAGUGAAACCAUUAACCAGAGUGGAGAAAAACGAAAAUCUGCAAGCCUGGUUUAGAGAAAUCUCCAAACAAAUCAUGUCUCUGAACUACAACGACUCCACUGCAGCAGGCAGGAAAACAGUGCAGUUAAUUCAAGCUUUGGAAGAGGUCCAGGAAUUUCACCAACUGGAGUCCAAUCUGCAAGUUUGCCAGUUUCUCGCAGACUCUCGGAAGUUUCUGCAUCAAAUGAUCCGAACCAUCAACAUUAAAGAAGAAGUUUUAAUCACCAUGCAGAUAGUAGGGGACCUUUCCUACGCUUGGCAGCUCAUUGACAGUUUCACCUCUAUCAUGCAGGAAAGUAUAAGAGUCAGCCCAUCUAUGGUAACCAAACUCCGGGCCACCUUUUUAAAGCUGGCUUCAGCUCUUGACAUGCCACUUCUUCGCAUCAAUCAAGCAAACAGUCCUGAUCUUCUCAGUGUAUCACAGUAUUAUUCUGGAGAACUGGUAUCCUAUGUAAGAAAGGUUUUACAGAUCAUUCCAGAAAGCAUGUUCACUUCUCUCCUGAAGAUUAUAAAACUGCAGACUCAUGAUAUCAUUGAGGUGCCAACACGCUUGGACAAGGACAAGCUGCGAGAUUAUGCUCAACUUGGACCACGCUAUGAGGUUGCUAAGCUUACACACGCCAUCUCCAUUUUCACGGAAGGCAUCCUGAUGAUGAAAACAACAUUGGUUGGCAUCAUCAAGGUUGACCCAAAACAGCUGCUUGAAGAUGGAAUUAGAAAGGAGCUGGUCAAACGAGUGGCUUUUGCCCUACACCGAGGGCUCACCUUCAACCCCAGAGCUAAGGAAUUAAAUGCUCCAAGUCAUCUCCCUACAGCUUCACGAAAGAGAGAUUUCAUCCAUUACACACAGUCUCAAAUUCUCUUUCAGAUUUAUGGGCAACUCUUGAAACAGCUCAGCGAGCUGAUGCCCAGACUGAAAGAUAUGGCAGCCACAAUGGAUGGGUUCCACCGUUCCUUUGAGUACAUCCAGGACUAUGUCAACAUCUGUGGAUUAAAAAUCUGGCAGGAAGAAGUAUCCCGUAUUAUUAAUUACAACGUGGAGCAGGAAUGCAACAACUUCUUAAGGGCAAAGAUUCAAGACUGGCAAAGCAUCUACCAAUCCACCCAUAUUCCAAUACCAAAAUUUGCACCUACAGACGAAUCUGUUACUUUUAUUGGUCGUCUCUGCAGAGAAAUUCUGAGAAUCACUGACCCAAAGUCUGCCUGCUAUAUUGAUCAACUUAACACCUGGUAUGAUAUGAAAACUCACCAGGAAGUCUCCAACAGUCGCCUGUUUGCCGAGAUCCAGAACACUUUGGGAACCUUUGGUCUCAACGGAUUAGACCGUCUUCUCUGCUUCAUGAUUGUCAAAGAGUUGCAGAAUUUCCUCAUCAUGUUUCAGAAAACAGUGCUGCAUGAUAAAGGGGUCCACGAAGCGUUGAAGUCUCUCAUGAAGAGUGUCAGCCCUCUGAAAGGACUUGUGGCUAAUUGUAACAGAGUCUAUUCUACAGCAAUUACCAAAACACAGAAGAUCUGGGCUGCCUACCUUGACACAAUUAUGAAGGUUGGCCAGAUGCAAAUUUUAAGACGCCAAAUAGGCAAUGAACUGAACUAUUCCUGCAGAUUCGACUCCAAGCAUUUAGCAGCUGCCCUGGAGAACCUUAACAAAGCAAUCCUGGCUGAUAUAGAGGCCCAUUAUCAAGACCCUUCUUUGCCUUGCCCCAAAGAAGAUAACACCCUCCUGUAUGAAAUUACUGCUUACCUGGAGGCUGCUGGCAUCCAUAAUCCACUGAAUAAGAUCUACAUUACGACAAAACGAUUGCCGUAUUUCCCCAUUGUGAAUUUUCUGUUUCUGAUUUCCCAGUUGCCAAAACUUCAAUACAGUAAACACUUAGGGAUGGUUUGUCGAAAGCCAGCUGAUCCCAUUGACUGGCCACCUCUGGUACUGGGGCUCCUGACUUUGCUGAAGCAGUUUCAUUCUCGCUACACUGAACAAUUUCUGGGUCUGAUCGGUCAGUUUGUUCGCUCCACAAUGGAACAGUGCACCAGCCAGAAGGUCCCAGAAAUGCCAGCAGAUGUUGUGGGCGCCCUGCUUUUUUUAGAAGAUUAUGUUCGUUACACAAAAUUACCAAGAAGGGUGGUUGAGGCCCACGUGCCUAAUUUCAUUUUUGAUGAAUUUCGGACAGUUCUGUGAAAUAUCAACUGCUGGUUCUGAAUGGAAACAAGAAACAAACCUCAAUAGGUGAUAAGGCGGGAAAAAAAGUAUCUAAAAAUGUAUGAGUUUGCAUAAUCACUGAAAAUUAAUGUUAUUAUAAAAAUAACUGGAAUCAUGGUAUCAAAGCCAAUGGAUUAUUAAAUUUAAGCAGUGUGUAUUUUGUACUUAACCUAUGGCGUACACAAUUCCUUUACAAAAAUCAUUUCUGUUCCUAGAGAGCAGCAUGUAAAUAUGGAACUAUAUUUUUUGUAACACAACUAAAAAACAAUAACAGUGAAAUGAGUGGAUUGUAAA